UUGCGCCUCUCUAGCCCGGGCUCCCCGCCUGUUGCCGGAAGUGCGGUGGGGGGCUGGCUGGAUGAGGCCCCUGCCCCCAUGGCUGGCCUGGCUGCUGAGUGGAGCACGGCUCUCCCCAGCGUGGGGCUCAGCGCCGUGUGUCUGAGCUCUGCUGUCCGCACUUUCCAGAUAAAUCGCGGGGCCGCCGCAGGGUUCCUCCUCCAGGCCCUGGCAGCACUUUUGGGAGCAGUUGGCUUCUUCUGGACACCUCUUGGGGUUACCUUGGCAGCAGAUUCCCAGUCUGGUAUCUGGGUCUCCACCGUCAUUGGCCUCCCUUUGCUGGCUUUUGGAUUUCACUGGCUGAACGGUGACCACUCCACUGCCAACAUCCUCCUGGGAGGAGCCCUGCUGCUGGCCGCGGGCUUGGAGUACUUCACUGAAGAGGGCAGGGCCAUGGUUGCCCAGUCUGUCACCGUGGUGGCCUCCAUCACCAUCCUCAUCCUUUCCAUUUUCACCAUGAAUUUCUAUGGGAUACUGGGCAGCCUGGUGUUGAGCACAGCUGGCCUCCUGUCCGGGGUGAAGGUGGAGACACUGCUGAUGCUGAGGAAGGAGGCUGUCCUCAGCUGUCUCCUGGCAGCAGGAAAUUUAGCAUUUCAGUGGGCCUUCCGGACACAGCACCUUGACCUUGAUUGAUUUUAUGUGGGACUUACCAAGGUGCUGUCUGUGGCGUUCUCAGUGUGGUCUGUGGCUGCCGUCAGCCUUGGUGCAGUGGUUACAGCUUCCAGCAGGCAAUGUGACCUGGGCCCUGGGACUGUAGAGUUAACCUUCCUGUUUAUGGCUGCUGUCUGAUCUAUAUUAGCGCACUGGGUGCAGCCCUCAGGCUCCAGGUAAGUCGCUGCAGCAGCUUGUGACUUGGGUAAACUGAUUGAUGCCGGAUGAGGAGGAUACCAAAGAUUGGAGCUGUCCCGUUUGCUGCUCUUCCCUGGAGUGGGCCCUGAUAGGGCAGAAAUACACCAACUGCUGCUCCAAACUGCUUCGAAUUUCUUCUUUGGUCUCUGGGGUGGGGAGAAGAGGCAGGGUGACGCUGGAGCCCUUUUGGAAGCCGGCUGGUUCAAUACCCCCAGCCUUCCAGGAGGAGUUACAGACCGCCCAGGGAAGAGGCUGGCUAUUCCAUCGUAGGCUCAAGGGAACUGGUGACAGAAAGGACCUGGCAGUCCGUUUCCCAGCAGACCAUUGCAGACUGUGAGAGUGCCUGGUCCCUCCUCCUCCCAUGUCUCCAGCACUUCCCUUGGGAGCCCAUCCCUUAGCAGAUGGAGCUCAGGGUAUUGUUCAUGCCGACCCGUCUACAUUUACCUUUGCUUAAUUUCAUUCCAGGCAUUAACAGACUCUUGCGAAUUUACGGGUAUUAAAUUCAGGAGACUCUUAUUGUUUCCCCGCCCCAGUUUAACUCAGCCCCUCUGUGAGGAUAAUGUUAUUAUUGAGUACUUGGAACUUUUCACGUCAAAGUGCUGUAAGUGCUACCAGUGGCCUGUAGUAUCUUGGCUGUCCCAUGAUAACUUGCUGUCCUAUAGUUCUGAUUGCCUUGGGAACUGCACCCUUGAGUGUCCUGACUCUUGUGCCUGUAAAGCCUUGAGCACCAGCUGUUUUUUACAGUUAAUUUCCUCACUUGAAAGGGAAAAUAAAAAAGUGAGACCAACUGAAAUAAAGCGUUUCCCACCCUGU
Messenger RNA from Emys orbicularis (European pond turtle), 1701 nucleotides. It is a transcript of the gene TMEM276, whose product is annotated as transmembrane protein 276. Lineage: Eukaryota; Metazoa; Chordata; Testudines; Emydidae. Bases 79 to 672 code for a protein of 197 amino acids. The transcript has 3 exons. The record is from RefSeq and is a predicted model, not a curated record.